ACACAUCAACUGUCAGUGUCAAAACAACGUAAAUAAUUUAGAAAUUGUGUUUUCUACCGUAAAUAACAAUAUUAUGCAAUAAACAUGGCUAAAUUCAGCCUUAAAGAUAGCGACGAAUACUAUUUAGCGCUUUCAGAACAACCAAAGAGAUUUGACGCUGAUAGCCCGGUAACGAAUGUGUUUUUCGAUGAUACCAAUGGACAGGUUUUUACAGUCCGCUCCGGGGGCGUCACAGGCGUCACGGUCAGCGGAAUGGACGAAUCCAAAUCAACAUCCUUCAGAAUGGAAGACAGAGGUCCCAUAAUCUCAAUCAAAUUUUCGCCAGACCAUAAUAUUCUAGCUAUUCAAAGAAAUCUAGAUAAUCAGAAUGCUAAUGUGGAAUUCGUGAAUUUCAAAGACCUGGUUCCUACGAAUGUUGAAUAUUCGCAUACUUGCAAGUGGAAGAACGCCAAAAUACUGGGGUUUGUGUGGCCGAGGGUGAAUGAAAUAGCCUUCAUUACAGACCAUGGGAUUGAGCUGUUGCAAGUUUUUCCAGAGAAGAAACAGUUGAAAAGUCUGAAAAGUACUUCAUUUAGCGGGGCUUGGUUCUCAUGGUGCGCCCAAAGCAACAUAGUGCUCUUGGCAGGAAACAAUGGAGCUUUGUUGCAGCCUUUUGCUUUGAACAACUCCACCAUCAACAAGCUACAGAAAUUGGAAUUGGACAAGCCUGUAGUGGAACGUGAUGUGAUGUUACUACGGCUUGGCGGCGCUACUUGGUGCGCCGUGUUCAGGCACGCCAGCAGUGCCUCUGUUCUCGCACCUGGACCCACUGAGUUGUGGUUGUUUCCCGUAACUGGCGGCGGACAGACGCGGAUUCUACGAACAGGACUCGCGGGGCGCUUCGCCGUUAGCGUACUUGAUAACCUUGUUGCUGUACAUCACCAGUCAAGUCAAACGUCUCAAAUCUUCGACAUAAUGGAAGAAGCCAAGUCGGAGCCCCACGCAACUGUUCAUAUCCCUGUAGUACCGGCGCACACUAUGCGGCCCGCUUAUGUCGACGGACAACUCUGUCCUAUGUAUUCAGGCAACUGGGUGGUGUUCCAGCCGGACUACAUCAUCGACGCGCGUCUAGGUUGUCUGUGGCGCGUCAAACUAGUACCCUCUGGGCUGGCUCAUGCUGUGCCAAAAGAUGAGAUAUCGAAGAUAGUAGCAGUGCUGCUCCGACGUACAGACGGCAAGGAUACUAUCUACAGCAUAAUAGACCAGCUGGUGUCCAGUCCAGCCACUUAUUUAGUUCAGCUGUCCAAAGUGUUUGACGAAAUUAAUGCAGUGUACAGAAAAUGGGCAGACCAAGAAGUGGCUCGAAACACCGCAGGCGAAGCCGGAGCUCCCACUGCACACAUUCCCGUGCUCAUUACACAAGAAAAUAUAUGCACGUUGCUGCAGCCACACAACAAUUUGGUGCAGGUGGUGACAGCCUACUUAGCUUCCCUAGCUCGCCACAACAUAACAGUUCAGCAUACAUGCGCGGCGCUCUGCGUACGCGCACUGGUAACAGGCGGUGCGGCUUCUCGUCUACGAGCGUUGGCCCGACGAGGCGCACUCGCCGACGCCAGGCCGCUGGCGUGCCAGUUGCUGGCGUUGGGCGGGAAGCACAGCCACCACGCGCAGCUGGCGUUGGAUAUGAUGUGGAGACUUGAUGCCGUUCAGGAAAUAGAAGAGGUCCUGCUAAGCUGGAACGAGCCCGUGUCAGCCAUCGGCGCGGCGAAGCAAGCCGGCACGCACGUGUGGCACGCCAUACCCGCCCGGAAACUGCUGCAGGCCGCCAAACAGUGCGCGGAGCAAAACGGCGAUCCGGGCGCCUUCGCGGCUGUCUAUAGGGCGCUGCAGGCGAGGAACGACAGGAUAAGAGGGGCGCCGCAUUUUCUGAAAGGCGAACAAUGCGACGCGUACGUGGAAUACUACAAGCAGAUAAUGUCGGAAUAAAAAAAACCUGUUUUACCUAAACAACUAAGUGCCUAACAGGUUUUAGAAUGCGUCGCUCACCAGACUUUAAGCUAAACAUUGAUAGAUUUUAGAAGAGUACGCCUCUAUGAAAAAAUCGUGUCUUCAAAUUUGAUUGCUGAACUAUGUGACACCAUGUUUUGUGGUUUAGUCUUUAGUUUUCAGGCUUGCCCUUACGGCUAACUCAUUGACUAUUGUACCUAAGUAACACCGCACUUGCCAAUUACCUGCAUAAUGCACCUGUAAUGGUUAUUGAAUUACAACUUCUAUGGAAAUUGCAAUAAGAUUCAAAAUGAACAAAUGGAAAAAAAUAUUUGCGAUUUCUUGUGUUAGCCCUCUACGGUACUGAGUGCCAGCGAGUCGAACGCUACAGAACCAGUCUAAAAUGUGUCAUCGAAAUGCGUAACAAAGGCGCGUUAUCGGAGAGCGCACUUACACUGGUUUUUUGAGCGUUGGACUAGCCCGCGCUCAGGUGCCAAUUAGAAUUAUACGCCAAUGACCGAC
Cydia strobilella is the source of this 2487-nucleotide messenger RNA. It is a transcript of the gene Bulli, whose product is annotated as regulator of MON1-CCZ1 complex. The coding region runs from base 85 to 1965 and encodes 626 amino acids. The transcript is spliced from 14 exons. NCBI's taxonomy places the organism in Eukaryota, Metazoa, Arthropoda, Insecta, Lepidoptera, Tortricidae. Gene Ontology annotation, biological process: regulation of autophagy. The record is from RefSeq and is a predicted model, not a curated record. Gene Ontology annotation, cellular component: lysosomal membrane; late endosome membrane; Mon1-Ccz1 complex.